UGGUUCGGCUCUGACGCCCUCUCGAAAUUGAAUUUUAUUUUGAUAAAAGAGAUAAAUUAAUUGGUAAAGAAUAUGGCAGCUGCCAAGUGUCCGGAGCGUGACCCCUGCGAGGGCGGGAGGGACCAGAGGGUGAUGAAGGAUCGGAAAAUGACAGAUGCUGAACGCCUGGAGAAAUUGGAGAAUGAGGUGACCCUUCUGCGCAAUGAUUUCGACAGAAUGAGAUGGGAGCAAGCAGUGGCUGAAACAGCAAUAGGACGAGCUAUUAUUCGGGGCUCAGCAUCACUCGGAAACGGUGGAUUUUGCCCGGUGGUGCAAUCCCCGGGCGACUACGAAGGGCCCAUGAAAAAUCGUCAACUAAUGGAUGACCCUCAGAAAAAUCCAUGCGCAAAAAUGCCCCCUCAAUUGCCAGGAAAAAAUGCUAUAACCGAUGGAAAACCGAAACAAGGAAAAGAAGAAUGUGGAUACUUCACUCUCGGAUAAUUCUAACGAUAUUACCCGUCAACCACUCGAGACAUUCAAUAACGAAUACUCUGCAUUUACCGAUUAAUUAAAAAAUUCCAUAAUCCCGGGGUUAUGUGAAAUAAUAAAUCGAUGGAAUUACU
This is a messenger RNA of Diachasma alloeum, 602 nucleotides long. RefSeq lists its product as uncharacterized. NCBI's taxonomy places the organism in Eukaryota, Metazoa, Arthropoda, Insecta, Hymenoptera, Braconidae. The record is from RefSeq and is a predicted model, not a curated record. Bases 73 to 480 code for a protein of 135 amino acids. The transcript has 2 exons.